Haemonchus placei is the source of this 291-nucleotide messenger RNA. Lineage: Eukaryota; Metazoa; Nematoda; Chromadorea; Rhabditida; Trichostrongylidae. The record is from the annotation of a GenBank genome assembly.
AUGGUAAUAUUCAAUGUGAAUUGCAUAACAAUUAAUGGUGGUGAAACUCGUUGGCAAUUAUUCAAUCAGUGCAGUAAAGCAAUGCUACAAACUUUCCUAGGCCGUGUUAAUACUAGAGGAAACUCAUCACAUCUUUGUCUCACCGAUUUCAACGUGAAGGUUAACCGGUGGGGUCAAUUUCAAUUGCAACACGCCCAAUCCAGAAAAUACAUAUGCUUUAGUCGACGGAAACGAGUAACUGUACGGGUGAAAAAUGUUUGUAGUGUAUUUGACAGAGUGGAGGUGGUGUAG